Drepanopeziza brunnea f. sp. 'multigermtubi' MB_m1 is the source of this 651-nucleotide messenger RNA. Lineage: Eukaryota; Fungi; Ascomycota; Leotiomycetes; Helotiales; Drepanopezizaceae. The record is from RefSeq and is a predicted model, not a curated record.
AUGAAGAUCCUCACCAAGGAAGAGGAGCAGGCGCAUUACAAUGCCACCGUCAAAGGAGGCCUCACGGGAGGUCUCUUCGGUCUCGCAGUGGGCGGCUCCGCAGUCUUCGCAGCCCACCACCGCUUCCCAACCUUCCGCUCCCUCACCCUCCCCAUGAAGACCUUCCUCGUCACCUCGGCCGGAACCUUCUCCGCCAUCAUCGCCGCCGACAAGUCCUCGCGCUCCUUCGAAGCCGGGCGCAACCCGCAGAACCAGUACCGCGACGCGGCCUCGCGGGACCAGGCCGCCCUGCGCGCCUCGGAGUCGGCGCUGCAGCGCUUCAAGGACUGGGGCCGCGAGAACCGUUACUCGAUCGUCUCGGCGUCGUGGGUGGCCUCCAUGGGCGUCGCGCUGGGCCUGGUCGGCCGGAACCCGUACCUGACGCGGGCGCAGAAGCUGGUCCAGGCGCGGGUGUACGCGCAAGGGCUAACGCUGGCGGUCCUGAUCGCGACGGCGGCCUUCGAGGUCGGCGAUGCGCAGAAGGGUAAGGGCCGCUGGGAGACGGUCAAGGUCCUGGAUCCCGACGACCCGGAGCACAAGCAUAUCAUCGAGAAGCGGAUCCAUCAUGAGGCGUACGAGGGCGAGGAUCUGUGGAGGGAAUCUAGAAUCUAG